Synchiropus splendidus (mandarinfish) is the source of this 1082-nucleotide messenger RNA. RefSeq names its product NFU1 iron-sulfur cluster scaffold homolog (S. cerevisiae) (gene nfu1). The coding region runs from base 102 to 857 and encodes 251 amino acids. Lineage: Eukaryota; Metazoa; Chordata; Actinopteri; Syngnathiformes; Callionymidae. Gene Ontology annotation, molecular function: iron-sulfur cluster binding; iron ion binding. The record is from RefSeq and is a predicted model, not a curated record. Gene Ontology annotation, cellular component: mitochondrion. The transcript has 8 exons. Gene Ontology annotation, biological process: iron-sulfur cluster assembly.
GCGGACACUGGCUUUGGCGGUAGGGGAACACAUUAAUGUGCGCACAAUAACAGUGCGUCACUUCCGCCUGCAUCCGCUUGCUUUAGGUAACCAAAACAAUCAUGGCGGCGAGCAGGAGACUCGUUGGGUUGCUCAAAAUUUCAACGAGACUUUCUCGUCCUCUAGCUGUUGGUGGUUAUCAGAGUUCUGGGAUUCACUCUCUGUCACGCAACACUGGAGUUUACGGCAGAUAUCCUCAACCUCCCCUCUGGGUGGUCCCAGAGAGGACCAUGUUUGUGCAGACGCAGGACACGCCGAACCCAAACAGCUUGAAGUUUUUGCCUGGUCGGCCUGUCAUGGAGUCUGGGACCAUGAAUUUCGAAGGCCCUCGUGAUGCAUACUGUUCACCACUAGCCAGGCAGCUCUUCAGGAUUGAUGGCAUCAAAAGUGUGUUUUUCGGUCCGGACUUCAUCACAAUAACCAAGUCGGAUGAGAACAUGGAGUGGAGGGUCAUCAAGCCAGAUGUGUUCGCAGCCAUCAUGGACUUUUUCACCUCAGGGCUCCCUGUUGUCAAUGAGGAGUGUGCACCCAGCGCCGACACAGCCCCAUCAGAGGAUGAUGAUGAAGUGGUGGCCAUGAUCAAAGAGCUGCUGGACACCAGAAUACGACCAACAGUGCAGGAGGAUGGCGGCGAUGUUAUGUAUCGCGGCUUCGAAGACGGCGUGGUGAAGCUGAAGCUGCAGGGGUCAUGCACCAGUUGCCCCAGUUCCAUUGUUACACUGAAGAGUGGAAUCCAAAACAUGCUGCAGUUUUACGUCCCCGAGGUCGAAUCGGUCGAGCAGGUGAAAGACGAUGAAGAAGAGGCUGCUCAAGUGUGAGACAUUUCAGCAAGCAAACAAGCACUUCAGCAGAGAAAUGAACAUGAAAUCAGCCUGUUAUCCACGUUACGCCGACAGUGUUUCCUAUUUGUGGGGCAGAAGCAGUGAUUUGUCAAACCGUUGUUCCACUGAAGUGGCACUUCUCUUUCCUACAGUAGUUGUACAAGCCGCUUAACCGACGUCAUGUGGGUUAAAAACGCACACCGUAAAUAGAAAUAAAGAUGA